Messenger RNA from Lolium perenne, 1430 nucleotides. RefSeq names its product GDSL esterase/lipase At1g28600. Lineage: Eukaryota; Viridiplantae; Streptophyta; Magnoliopsida; Poales; Poaceae. Gene Ontology annotation, molecular function: hydrolase activity, acting on ester bonds. The record is from RefSeq and is a predicted model, not a curated record.
UAGAGUUUUAGACCCCCAACAAACGAGCAUCAAGAUACACUGACAACCCACUAUGAGAACACUUCACACAGCAAUCCUUGUCCUCUUCAUCCUCCCAUGCCUUUGCACGGGCUACUCCGGCAGCCAGAGCCGUUUCACCUCCAUCGUCAGCUUCGGUGACUCCUAUGCCGAUACCGGUAACUUGGUCAGAUGGGCUGACCCCGUCCUUCCACCACUGCCUUUCAGCAACCUCCCCUAUGGCCAGACCUUCUUUGGCCACCCCACCGGACGGAUCAGUGAUGGCCGUCUCGUGCUGGACUUCAUCGCGGAUGCCCUGGGUCUGCCUUUUGUGCCGCCCUAUCUGGGCAAUGAGAAAGAUUUCACCGCCGGAGUGAACUUCGCGGUGGCAGGAGCCCCGGCUCUGAACCUGACGUACCUACAGGGGCAGAAUUUGACAUUGAGUCCCCCAAUCAGACACUCUCUCGACGACCAGCUCGUGUGGUUCCAGGAGCUGAAGCCUUCGCUCUGCAGCAGACAAGGUGCUAACUGUUUCGGGAGCACUCUGUUUGUCAUGGGAGAGUUUGGAGGAAAUGACUACCUGAGCUUCCUAUUAUCGAACAGGACCGUUGAACAAACUGGAGUUUAUGUUCCAAUAAUUGUUGACAGCAUUUCUAGGGGCGUGGAGAUACUGAUUCAGCGCGGUGCCAAGUACAUAGUCGUGGCGGACAUCUUCCCGGUUGGCUGCCUUCCCGGAGUGCUCACCGUGCUCGCGAGCACAGACAAGGCAGACUACGACCGGCACGGAUGCCUCGCCGGUGUAGAGAGGCUGUUGUCGAGAUACCACAACUCUCUCCUCCGCCGGCGGAUCAAGGUGCUCCGGAGCAAGUACCCACACACGACGAUCAUCUCCACCGAGUACUACCGACCCUUCAUAGCAUUUCUACAUGAGCCAGCACAUUUUCGAUUGAACCGCAGCACGACCCUCUUCAGCUGCUGUGGAGCAGGAGGCCCUCCAUACAACUACAACUCCAGCUCAGCGUGCGGCCAGCCGGGCGUAAUGGCGUGCGCACAUCCGUCGGAGGCGCUUCAGUGGGACGGCUUCCACCUCACGGACGCCGCCCAAAAGCUCAUCGCCGACGGGUGGCUCCACGGACCAUACGCGGAUCCUCCUAUACUGCACGUCGCACACUAGCUUCGUCAGGACAAAAAGGUGUAAAAUUGACUUUAUAUUUCUGUCUUAUCCAGCCAUGUAAACAUCUGCCUGCGUCAUAGGCCACAAAAUAUUCUCAUUGAAAAAUAGGAUUACCGAGUCGAUGCACGCAAUGAACAAAGAAGGCGCCACUGCUGCCACAUGACGUCUUUGUCAAGUUUCAUGCAAUAGUCAAAGCAACCAAAAGUUCGAACUGAAAUAGGACAGGGAUGAAAGAUUUAUCUUCAAUUUUAGCAUCAAA